This is a messenger RNA of Lineus longissimus, 5365 nucleotides long. Its product is annotated as E3 ubiquitin-protein ligase Rnf220-like. NCBI's taxonomy places the organism in Eukaryota, Metazoa, Nemertea, Pilidiophora, Heteronemertea, Lineidae. Gene Ontology annotation, molecular function: metal ion binding; ubiquitin protein ligase activity. The record is from RefSeq and is a predicted model, not a curated record. The coding region runs from base 298 to 1941 and encodes 547 amino acids. Gene Ontology annotation, biological process: protein ubiquitination. The transcript is spliced from 14 exons.
CGAAACGAAAACGAGGCUGGUGAGCUGAGAAAGGUAGGAGUUCUUAUCGAUACGACCGAAUAAUAAUCCACUAAAUUCGCCAAUCAUCCGUGAAUCAAUUUAUUCUUUUUGUCAUCGACGCUUCAAACAACACUUUCAUCAAUGAUAAUCGAUUAUAAUUUUAUUGAUUUAAUGCUGCUUUGUGCACAUAAUCCCCCGUCAAAAACUGGAUGGUGCUCCCGAUUACUAUAAUGGCUGAAUUUGUGGACGAGACCGUUCUUCCCGCCCCAGCCGCCCUUAGGAGCUGCCGAGGGAGAUAUGGAAAAUUCGUCUUUCCUGCCUAACCCAUUGACAUCACCGGCUUUGAUGGUAUUGGCCUCUACCGCUGCAGACUCGAAUCGUGAAAAUCAUCGCCUACAAGGAAGUCACCAGUUUUCACCUCAGAGUGGUGACAAGGACCUUCCUGUACCCUUUUCUUCGUCCUAUCCUAUGUUCAGGCAGGGGGACCAUUUCCCGCCCCUGUAUGCGCCAAUGCACAUGCCUUUCGUACAGCCUGCCGUUGGUCCCAUUGGACGAAGUGGCAGUGGGGCAUUCCGCCCGCUCCCACAGGGCGAUGACCGUGAGAGAGACUAUCACCACUCGGCAUUCAUCCCAACGAAACGAUCCAAACACGAAGAUUCAUUUGAGCUGAGGACGUCGCCAGAAUCCAAAGAGAAUGGGGACCAUCGGUUGGACUCUCCUGGAACUAAAGAUGGCCAUUUGACGCCUAAUUCUAUAACUUAUGAACUAAGUUCAGAGACUUUCUCAGAAAGUGGCGAGUCGCAGGAUAGAUCAACACCAGAUGCUGAGGGCAGAAAUCUUAGACGACAAAGAAAGCGUACAUUAGAUGGCCAGUUCCCCUGUUGUCCGGUGUGUGGCAUUACACUCCGAGUUGGAGAGAUCGAGAGUCAUUUUGCCGCCGAGUUAGAAAAACUUGACAAAAUAUCUAAGAAUGGUAAAAGGGCGCCAUCACGUGAGACGACACCCCAGGGUAGGAAGUUCCUUCCAAGUCCAUCAUGCUCAAGUGGAAUGCGUCGAGGAAAAGACUCUCCUGGCCUUGAUGGAGCAUCACAGUCCAGACUUGAGACGUACCUUCGAGUGAAGUCUAAUCGCCAAGGAAGGUUGAGUGCUAAGACCCGUGGUAAGAAGAAGCGAUGCCAGGAGGAGACAGUCUGUCCAGUCUGCACUGAGAAGGUCUUUGGGACUCCGGAGGAGCUCAACGAACAUGUCGAACAUUGUCUCAAACGUAUGCAGCAGGAGCAUGAAGAUGCUGAGGUUGAUGUGGAGGGCAACUAUGAGGAGUACACAUGGGCCGGGCAGACGAGGAUACGAGCUACCACCAUGCUGGAAGGGGGAUUUAAAGGCUCUGGUUUCAAGACUGCCAGCAAAAGAGAAGAAGAUGAAGAUGUAAAUUUAGACGUUGACGGUGAUGAUGCAGAUGUUUAUGGAAAACCACAAUAUAGUGAAAAAGACAUCAUACCAUGCAACAUGGAUGACCCAACAGAACAAAAGGAAUUGCAGGCAUUGAGGGGAGCCUAUCUGAAGACUGAAAUGAAUUCGAGCUCUACUUCAUCACCUUCAGAAAGGAAUCGAUGGUCGAUGGAAGAUACAUGUAACGAAGGAGAUGGUCAUUCAUCUCAGAAUACUGAAUCUGGGAAAGAGUACGAUAAUAUUGAAGGAUCAAGAACUGAAAUCAUUGAGUCAUUACGCAUCAAAAUCAAGACUCAGACAAAGGCCGGGCUGAAGGGUGAUAAACACAAGUGUUUGAUUUGCAUGGAACCAUAUACUGUCCCUUUAACAUCAACCCAGUGUUGGCAUGUACAUUGUGAAGAAUGUUGGCUCAGGACCCUGGGGGCCAAGAAGUUGUGUCCUCAGUGUAACACGAUAACAUCCCCAGCUGAUCUGCGCAGGAUCUACUUUUGAAGCCAUCAUGUUUGGUGAAGUACGUCCUGGACUCCUCACUUUGGAGAGCUGUGAUGUUGCAGCUUGACGCAUAGGACACCUUGACUUCUUCGUCUUAAUGCAGUCAAAAUAAACUGCAUGAAAAGGAAAGGUAGAAGGCCUGCCACGAUCAGGUUAAACUGAGCAAAACUGGUGGUUGCUAUCUGGUUGUUGCUCUGAAAAUGUUGCGCGUCUCAGGCAUGAUGACACCGACAAUUACCAGCCGAGUUUGGUAAAUUUUCAAACAGUGAAAUAUAUAAACAUACCGCCGUAUGUUACGAUGCAAAUCUAUGUACAAUCAUGUUCAAAAGUUUAUGGACACCAGUUUUUGCACAUUUUCUCAAAAACGGCUAAUCCUAUUGAACCCAAAUUUUCACCAAUGGUGGAGAAUCUUCUUGGCUAUCGAAUGACGUGAUAGUUGAUAUCAGGACCAAUUGCAUAACAAAGUUAUUACAUAAUUUUGAGAGGGAUCUUUUUUUUACUUUUUUGUUAAUCAAUUUUUCAAAACCAAAUUAACCUACAGUAUAUAUUGCACAUAGCUAAGACUUUCUGUGAAAAAAAUUUGGAUAAAUCUCAUUUCGGUUUUGAGAUAUAUCGAAAUAUCAAAAUUUUGAUAUUUUGAUAAUUUGAUAUUUUUGGGUUUUUUGCAACUGUAUCAUUGAGAAGUCAUACCCAAAUAAUGAUUGGCACCAAUUUAGCACAGCUAGCAACUAAUAUUGCUGAGAAAAGGUGGAUACUUGGUAGUAUGAAAAUUUUCAUAUUAUAAUUUCAAGAUGUUCCUUUAGUUGAAAAUCAGAAAAAAAUCACCAUUCAUUCAGGGGACAUGGAUACUACUAGGAUAUAUCGAAAAAUCAGAAAAAUCUCAAAAUUUUCAGAAUCUCAAAAUUUUGAUAUUUUGAUAUAUCAUGAAAAGUAAAUGAUAUUUUCAAAUACUUUCUUCACAGAAAGUCUUAGCAUUGUUAUCUGUAUGAUGCAAGAUUUAUACUUCGAUUUAAAAAAAAUCAACCAAAAAGUGAAAAAUAGAUGCCUCUCAAAAUUAUGUAAUAACUUUGUUAUGCAAUUGGUCCUGAUAUCAACUAUCACGUCAUUCGAUAGCCAGGAAGAUUCUCCACCAUUGGUGAAUAUUUGGGUUCAAUAGGAUUAGCCGUUUUUGAGAAAAUGUGCAAAAACUGGUGUCCAUAAACUUUCCGACAAGGGUGUACGUGUACAUGUACGUAUUAUUUACUGAAAAUGGAUACUGUACACACCUGGUGUUAGAAAAUGGCACUAGAUAUAGUGCACGUUUUAAGAUGUAUAUCUCUAGCGUCACAAACUCUGUAAACUGCAGUUGUGCCAACUCGGCAUUCUCUGAAGAAUCCCCUAGAGCUAUUUUUCAUUCUAAUUUAUGUAGCAUUUAGCUCUUGUGACUGCAAUUGCAUGUGUAAAUUGCAAGCUUUAGGCCACAUUAAAAAAAUCUUUAGUUUCGCAUCAGCGCCCGCCUAGUUUUUAGCAUUAUACUUAGUAUCCAUGUGUUUCAAUGUAGAGCUUCCAGUGCAUUGUACAAGACUCGUAGAGAAUGUCAAUUUCAUUAUUUUUUUACGAUUUAAAUAAACAGUUUUGAAUAUUUAAUAGUUUGUUGAUCAUCUAUUAUCAAAUAGAUGAUGUUGGCCAUUUGGUGUCCACUGCGCCUGCAUGACCGCAACUGAAUGAAGAGAUCAUUCAGGGACUGUCUGACAGCUGUGAUUGUUGACCCGACGUCAUGACAUCAUGAUGACAUCAUGGCAUCCUUGUGACGUCAUCAGCGACAUCAUAGCCUGAGCCUGCAUGCUCUGUUGCUCAUGGCAACAAGAGAGGACCAAAAUGAAGGAUUUUUGCUACUGGGCACCGUGCACUGAUGGUAUGAAGCAACCAUGUGUGCCUGAUAGGUCAUGAAGGUGCAGGUUUCGUCAAGAGAGACUCAUCAGAUGCGUGUGGCGACAAAGAAAUACAGUUGGAUAUACAGAGGUAUCCUGAUAGCGGGACCGCAAGGAGUCAAUUUCUCCCCUUGAUUGACCUAGAGUAGAUCUUGGUCAGUUCAUCCAGGCAGUAUCAAAUAUUAUCAAAUAGGGCCAUUUUCUAAAGGAUAUAGUUAAUUAGAAGAUGGUCCCACUACAAUGUUAAAAAAAUUUAAAGAAAAAAAACCCCCUCCUCACUUUUCAGAAGUGCAACUGAUGCUAAACUAACUUUCUUUUAUGUGGCCUUUUGAAAAGUUGGGCUUUUCUACGACCAACUGGUCAACGUUGGUAUUUUAACCCUUUCACUGCAGGCAUAAUUUUAUGCUUGUCUCAUGCUGUACUGGCACAAUAUUUGAUUUCUGAUAUUUCUUGCUUGCCCCUUAUAAACCUUGUUGGUGAAAGAUUUAAAGAUGCUGUAAAAAAAAUAUUAAUAGAAUCUCUUCUGUAUCACAACCUGCACUCAUUUGUGUUUUUAAACACAAUCAAAGUCUAACUGAAACUCAAGAAAUAACAUGAAAUCCAGAGUAGAGAACAUCACAAGACCAACUAAAAGGUAACAUAGACUCUGAUUCUCAUGUGUCUUCAAACUCACUUUUCUCUCUCAAAAAAAAUUAGAACUGCACUUUAAUUGAUAAAUUUCUUCAUUCCCUACCAUUCCAUCUAUUAAAAUUAGUUUUAAACACAAGGACAACGAUUUAGGUCAGUCAUCUGCCCAAAACCACUGGGGUUAUAGUUGGCCAACAGUGGCAGAAGGCCUUGUUUAACCAUAGUUGAAGUUGGCAAUAAAGGGGUAGCCCUACUCCCAUUUAAACUUCACUUUUAUGGUGGCUGCAGGUCAUUGCAAAACCUGUGUACCAUUUGAGGACAGCUAAUUUCUGCCUGAACUGUAUUUUGACCACUGUGUCCAUGUACAGUGGAACCUCUGUUAGCGGACACCUCUCUAUUAAGGACACUAGUUUUGGUCCCAAAUUGGUUGUUUCCAUUCAAUUUGAUCUCUCUAAUCAGGACACCUCUCUAUUAAGGAGAGCACUUGUCACUCCCGAGGGUGUCCUUAAUAGAGAGGUUCUACUGUAUAUUGAUUGUUGUUUAUCACGGCUGUCACACGGUCACCAUCUUCAUGGUUCAGAACGACUAAAAUUUUUCUCAGCCCAGCGAGGAAAGGGGGAGAGUUUCUUGUAUCUUAGAAAUUUCUAUUCUGUUGAUUGAUGAUUUGAGAUCAACAAACGACACUGGGAGAACUUGGUCAACAUCACAUUAAUGUAUAAAUUUUCCGUAAUGUUGAAAUUCCUGUUUCCUGUUGUUAUUUUCAAACAUUUGGGAGUUGAAUUUAUACAACGAUACAUGUACAUGUACAUCUUCAGUUAGGGACUGGUAUGAUGAAUUAAGUAUUGUGUCAUUGUCAAUAUAGAAAUAAACCGCACUGUAUAUUUGAA